This is a messenger RNA of Guillardia theta CCMP2712, 696 nucleotides long. RefSeq lists its product as hypothetical. Gene Ontology annotation, molecular function: protein-macromolecule adaptor activity; iron-sulfur cluster binding. Gene Ontology annotation, biological process: iron-sulfur cluster assembly. The record is from RefSeq and is a predicted model, not a curated record. NCBI's taxonomy places the organism in Eukaryota, Cryptophyceae, Pyrenomonadales, Geminigeraceae. Bases 32 to 658 code for a protein of 208 amino acids. Gene Ontology annotation, cellular component: chloroplast stroma. The transcript is spliced from 3 exons.
CUACCCCACCCUACCCCAGCGAUCACCUUCCAUGAAAUCUCGCAUGCUGCGGAACCCAAAGAUGACAACACGACUGUUGGUUCCUUUGCUGCUCUUGUUGCUGGCAGGAUACUGCAAUGCCUUUUUGUCGAAUCCUCUCAGCCUCACACGAAUCUCUCUCAGCACAAAAGUCUGCUCUGUCAGGCGAGAGAAGAUUCAUUUUGCUGGACUGCGCAUGAUCGAAGAUACCAGCACUGAUGAAUGUGAAGGGCCUGCAAGGGAGGGCAAGGUCGGAAACGUUGACAUAUCUAACUCCAGAUGGAAUCAAGAUGAGAUCAAAACAGAUGGGAUAAUAAGACUUACGCAGCCAGCAAUCAGCCAGAUUCAGAAGCUUCGUACGAACAGAGGUGAACAAGAAGUGGUACUACGCGUUGGCGUACGAGCUGGAGGCUGCAGUGGCAUGUCUUACGUAAUGGAGUUCGAAGAUGCUAAGAAUGUUGAUGAAUCAGAUACAGAGCUCAAAUUUGAAGGCUUCCGUGUAGUGGUCGACCCCAAAUCGCUAAUGUUUAUCUUCGGGAUGGAGUUAGACUACAGCGAUGCUUUAAUUGGAGGUGGCUUCAAGUUCAGCAAUCCAAAUGCAGCAAGCACCUGUGGAUGUGGACAAUCUUUUGGUGCUUAAAGAACUAGUUGUUCAGUUUCUUAAAUAUCUCAUCUACG